This is a messenger RNA of Onthophagus taurus, 1886 nucleotides long. The record is from RefSeq and is a predicted model, not a curated record. Lineage: Eukaryota; Metazoa; Arthropoda; Insecta; Coleoptera; Scarabaeidae.
UUUAUGUUUUGAUAACUUUUGUUAUUGCAAUGUUUUUUUUAAUUAAGCAGAAAAGAUAUUAAUAUAACGCAAACAGAUAAAAUAGAUGAUCCGUUAUGAAGACAUACUUUUUUACACAGUCAAAAACAUACCUCAAGGCUGUAACAGUUAAAUUUAUACAAAGAAAAACACAUUUUUUCAUUAACACAUAGGUCAAAUCGACACGAAAUCUCAUUACGUCGCUUAGUUAUGGAUGAGUACUAUUAAAAGAACAUCGCAAUAUAUAAAUAAGUGAUAAUACUUUUAAAUAAAACGCAAAUUCGGGAAUAAAAUUAACUCGAUUGUAGUUGAAAUGUAUUUGGUGUUAAUUCUUUUUGCCGUUUUUUGCUUACAACUUUUGUACACAAAAAAAUGGAAGUACAAGUCAAUGGAGAAUAUUCCUGGGCCCCCACCCAAUAUUUUAAUAGGAAAUAUGGGGCUUAUGAAAGGAAAUAUUGAAGAUAUGUUUCAUAAUAUAAUUUCUUUAAACAAAACAUUUGGAAAGUUUGUAAAAAUAUGGGUUAGUCCGAUAACGCCAAAAAUAGUGAUAGCAGAUCCAGGAGUGGCACAAAAAGUAUUAAAUUCCUCACUGAGUAAAUCGUCACUUUACAACCAUAUGUUUCCCUUUUUGGGGAAUGGUUUAGUGACAUCACACGUUGAUUUAUGGAGAAAAGAUAGAAAAUUAACGAACGUUGCGUUUAACACGAAACUAAUGGAUCCUUACAAUAUUGCUUUUGAAUAUCAUGGUAACCAAUUGGUGUCAAUGUUAUAUGAGAAAACUGGGUUAAACGCUUUAAAUAUAGUACCAUUUGUAGAUUUAUAUGCUCUUGAUGUAAUAUGUGAAACAAUGAUUGGAGUAAGAACACACAUCUUAAAAACUGGUGACAUGGAAUAUUUAAAUGCCAGAUCACAAUUUUUAACAAUAGUCAUGAACAGAACAUAUUCUUUGUACAAAGGAUACAAUUUCUUGUUCAAAUUAACAAAUGAAUACCGUUUAAGUAGACGUUGCGAAGAAAUUUUGAGAGAUUUUUCAAAGUUUCUUAUAUCUGAAUACAUGAAGACCUCAAAAAAUCGCUCAAAUGACGACACGGAUACUAAAAACGUUUUUGAAAUUAUCACGGAAGCUGGUUUAACGGGUGAUAGAUUAAUCGAUCACGUGAACACUUUCGUUGUUGCUGGUCAAGAUACGCCUGCUUCAACAAUAGCUUACGCUUUAUACGAAAUCGCGCAUAAACCUGAAAUACAACGAAAAGUUGUUGAAGAAUCAGUAGAAAUUUUAGGUCGAGAUAAAAAUGUAACUAUAACAAGAAAUGAUAUGCACGGAAUGGUUUAUUUAGAAGCGUUAAUAAAAGAAGCUUUAAGACAUUACCCCGCUGUUCCAAUGAUUGAGAGAACUUUAGAUGAAGAUUUACAAGUUUCUGGAGGUGUUGUACCAGCUGGUACAGAUACAACGAUAAAUAUUUACGCUAUGCAUCACGACGAGGAAUUUUUUAAAGAACCUAAUAAAUUCGAUCCAGAUAGAUUUUUACCGGAAAAUAGCUCCAAAAUUAAUUUAAGCGGAUUUUUACCAUUUUCAAAGGGGUCGAGAGAUUGUAUAGGAAAAACGUUUGCUAUGUACCAAAUGAAAUCGGUUAUUACAAAAGUUGUACGAAAUUUUGAGUUGCUACCGGCUGAUCCACCAGUUAAACUUGUACUUACAUCUGAGUUUGUUAUGAAAUCAUCUAGUGGUAAUCAAAUACGAAUCACACCGAGGCAAUUAUAAUAUUGUAUUGUUAUAUUAUUUUUAUUUAUAUCAAAAAUAUGCUGACACAUGAAAAAUUCUAGACCUGUGACAUUAUCAAGUUUUAUUCAAAUAGCUUUAGAUAAAA